AUGGAAAUUCCCCAAGUGGAGGAGACAACUAAACCACCGCCAAUAAACCAAGAGCCACCUCUUGCAUCCAUAGCUACUCCAAACGACGUCGUUACUAUUGCACCACCACCACCUCAUCAUACUACUACUACUACACCACCACCUCAAGAAGCUGUCACACCUCAAGACACCGAUUUUCCAUCAAAGAAGAGUUCAAAAGGAUCUCUUGACAGAGAUAUUGCUCUUUCACAGCUUGAAAAUGAGAAAAGGUCAUCCUUCAUCAAGGCAUGGGAAGAAAGCAAAAAAAGCAAAGUGGACAACAAGGCACAAAAGAAGCUAUCUGCAGUUGCAACAUGGGAGAAAACUCAGAGAGCAAAGCUUGAAGCUAAACUGAAGAAACAUGAGGAUCAGCUAGAGCAUAAGAAAGCAGAAUAUGCAGAGAAGAUAAAAAAUGAACUAGCAUUAAUUCAUAAGGAGGCAGAUGAGAAGAGAGCUGUGGUUGAAGCGAGACGAGGGAAAGAACUUCUGAAAGCAGAGGAGAUGGCAGCCAAGUACCGCGCUAGGGGGCAAUCCCCUAAGAAGCAGCUUCUUGGAUGCUGUGGAUGUUAAUGAUGUUAUGAACUAUGUGAAAAUUUAAAUUUCAUGCUGCUGCUUUUGAGUGUGUGU
Molecule: messenger RNA, 645 nt
Organism: Solanum dulcamara
Lineage: Eukaryota; Viridiplantae; Streptophyta; Magnoliopsida; Solanales; Solanaceae
Product: remorin-like
Exons: 5
Coding region: 1-588 (195 amino acids)
Source: RefSeq, a predicted model, not a curated record